This is a messenger RNA of Engraulis encrasicolus (European anchovy), 3030 nucleotides long. RefSeq names its product retinol dehydrogenase 13-like. NCBI's taxonomy places the organism in Eukaryota, Metazoa, Chordata, Actinopteri, Clupeiformes, Engraulidae. The transcript is spliced from 7 exons. The record is from RefSeq and is a predicted model, not a curated record. Bases 296 to 1285 code for a protein of 329 amino acids.
GCCCCUUUUGCCUCUUCUGUUUUUGUAGUUACAUCACGGUCAUGACCCCUAAUCGGAGAGACGGCUGUGCUUUUGAUAAGAGCGCGUUAUCUGGGCUGACAACGUAGUGUGCGGUGUUUAUGUCAGUAUGGUCAUGGUUUACGCACUGUAUCGUUACGACUGACAACAGUGGAAGGCUAAUGUUAGAAUCAUUGCAGCUGCAUCAAAACUGCACGACUGUCAACAGAUUACCCUAAAAUACUGGAAAGAACACCAGCUUGUUUUUUUUUCUCCCCACAGCUGAAAUUCUGGCAACAUGCAGAACUUUACCAGAGCAGUACGGACCUUUGUAGCGAACCAUUCAACUGGAAUAACAGUUGUUACCAUCACAGGGCUGGGUCUGUAUGCUCUGCGUAGGUGGAUGGCGGGAGGGGCGUGUGUGAGCUCUGCCAGGCUGGAUGGCAAGACGGUCCUCAUCACAGGGGCCAACACGGGCAUCGGGAAGGAGACUGCUGUUGACCUGGCAGGGAGAGGUGCGCGUGUGAUACUGGCCUGUAGGGAUCUGGGCAGAGCGACCCUGGCGGCGGAGGACAUCCGGGAGCGGAGUGGGAACGGGAACGUGGUGGUAAAAAAGCUGGAUCUGGCCUCUCUACAGUCCGUCAGGCAGCUGGCCAAGGACAUCCUGGAGACAGAAGAGCGGCUAGAUAUCCUCAUCAACAAUGCAGGCAUCAUGAGCUGCCCGAAGUGGCAGACGGAGGAUGGCUUUGAGAUGCAGUUUGGAGUCAAUCACCUCGGCCAUUUCCUACUGACUAACUGCCUGCUGGACCUGUUGAAGAAAUCAUCACCCAGCCGCAUAGUCAACGUGUCCAGCCUGGCUCACGAGAGAGCUGAGAUUUACUUUGAUGAUAUCAACCUGGACAAAGACUACACUCCUCAGAAAGCCUAUAAGCAGAGCAAGCUGGCCAACGUCCUCUUCUCCAGAGAACUAGCCAAGAGACUGCAAGGCUCUGGUGUGACGGUGUACAGUCUGCACCCAGGCAUCAUCCACACGGAGCUGGGCCGUCACUUUUGGCCAAAGCUGGCCCUGUGGAAGCGGGUGGUGUACCAACCCCUGCUGUUGCUCAUUAAGACCCCCACCGAGGGAGCCCAGACUACCCUCCACUGUGCCGUGGAUGAAGGGCUGGCCAACGAGACAGGGCUUUACUACAGUGAUUGUAAGCAGAAGCCGGCAGCUCCUCAGGGGCAGGAUGACGAGGCGGCCAGGAGACUAUGGGACCUCAGCGCCUCCAUGGUGGGACUCUCCUGAGGUACAGCCGUCAAGCAGAUCUCCCACUGGGGGUGGCUUUAAUCCAUUACACCCCAAUCUGGCCUCUCCAACUCCAGCCAAUUGUUUAGGGUUUGUUUUUUCCCAAGCACCAUACUUACCAUGUUAGAUUUUGUUUUUUUUAUGCUUCUGUUGCUCUGUGAUUGGCCAUUGCCAGCCAGCUGACCUGCUGUCUGGCUAGCAACAGUGGUCUUAGAACAUGCCUCAGAGCAAUGUACAUCAUACUGGUACAACACAACAAACAGCACAGCUGUAAUGUUACAGACAUUUAUUCAAAAUAUACAGGCUACUACAUACAAAAAUACUAUGCAUCAUAUGAUGUAAACAUGAGUCAAACAACCAGUUGAAUGUCUCACAGUCAAGUCACGUGGAAGCCAUAUUUUUUCACUGGCAUGUCAGUGUGCGACUGGUUUUGGAUCCGUUCUAAUGUAAGUUUGAUUGGCGCAUCAAUCGCAAAUUGCGUUUUCUAUGUAGCGCGCACGUCUGUCUGUCUGUCUGUCUGUCUGUGUGUGUGUGUGUGUGUGUGUGUGUGUGUGUGUGUGUGUGUGUGUGUGUGUGUGUGUGUGUGUGUGUGUGUGUGUGUGUGUGUGUGUGUGUGUGUGUGUGUGUGUGUGACAGAGGGACUAUUUCUAAAUAAGAAGUUAAUGAUUCGAUUUAGGAUGUCUGAUAUAAUUUAGCUUGUUGGCUAAUAAAUGCCUUAGUAAGUAGACCAUGACCUUUUGCAGAAACCCUGUAACUGCUCUCUGUCUCUCUUUCUUUUUUUUGUGCGUCAUCAUUUGCUACUUCCCAAAUAAACUCAGCCUGUUUGUCCGUUUUGAUGAAUAAAAACAUUGUUGUUGAUGUUUAUCAUCAUGGGGUGUUAAAGUGCUAAAUUCGUUCAGAAAGGCAUGCCUUCAAAAUGGGUGCAGUAAUUGCUAGUUAGCUCAGAUCAAAUGGCUUCUUUAAACUAAGUAGAAUAGCUGUCUUUCAGUGUGUCAAAAAUCUUUGAAGUGUGAAAUUGCAGACCAACAACUAAAUACGUUUGUAUUUUCUUUUUAAAGUCUUAUCUUUUCACAACUGAACAACAAAAGACAUUUCUCCAAGCUGUUUGAAGAAGUUAGCCAGCUAACCUUCAAAGUGUGCGCUUGAUACAGUUAAUGCAGAAUCAACAACUUCCUGUUGGUGGUAGUUUGUUUUUACACAUAUACACUGUGCGUGUGUUCAUUGUUUGCCUCUUUUCCGUGAAACACAAGCGGUAUGCUUUAAACCGUAAACUACAUUGAACCAUCAUCACCCUGUCGAAAAACAAUAACAAAACGACCAGAAGGCACUAAUGUACUAAAUUGCUACAGACAUUCAGCCGAUAACUCGACACAAGAGUUUCACCACCAGAGGGCAAAAGGGACAUAUCAGAUCCAAUACGUUGAAUGACCCACAUGGGUCAGACUGUCGUUUUCUUAUAUAAGCUGCAUGAAUGUGAUCAUCUUGGUACAAUAAUCAGCAACAAGUUCAACGCUAUUCUGAAGACUUUGUCGAAGAACUUGUUUUAAAAGUUGUACCUUCUUUAUCUGAGUUUGAAAAUAUUAGUGGAAAAGUGUGACAUUUCCUGCUAUAUUCUAAAACCACAAGACAUGAAGUAUUUGUACAUAGAAAUUGACAACUCGAUAUUCACUAGUCUUCCUGUCUUCCAGGCCAUCUCUUUGUAAAAUGUUGUAUUUAUCUAAGAUAAUAAAUCAUGUUUCUGUAUU